AUGGCUAUCUCAAGUUCCACGUUUCGCGCCCUUAUCAUCGUGUACGUUGCGCUGGGCAGCGUGGCGUACGGAUACUGCUCCAGCAUUAUCUCCAGCACCCUCGCCCAGCCCUCGUUUCUUUCUUACUUCGAGCUGGACACGCGCAGCAAUGCCAGUAGCCUGGAGGGCGCUAUAAACGCUCUCUUCCAGGCCGGUGGUCUUGUAGGUUGCUUAUCAUGUAUCGGGUUUGCAGACAUUCUUGGGAGACGAAAGUCGAUCCUAGUGGCCUCUGUAACCACCUUUCUUGGAAGCGCACUACAAGUAGGAGGUUUCCACAUUGCUGCGUACCUUGUCUUUCGCUUUGUGACCGGGCUUGGUGUCGGCGCGCUGGUCGUUUUAAUCCCCCUCUAUCAGUCGGAAAUCUCACCUCCUCGCAUCAGAGGCUUGCUCGUCGGUGCACACGGAGUGAUGAUCUGCGUAGGAUAUGCCUUAGCCAGUUGGGUCGGCCUGGCCUUCAACUUUGUUCAGGACCCCGCCGCCCAAUGGAGAAUACCGCUCGCUGUGCAAUGUAUCCCUCCCCUAUUCCUAGCAAUUGGCAUUCCGUUUCUACCAGAGUCCCCCCGCUGGCUGAUCUCCAACGACCACGUCGACGAAGCGUGGACCUCGUUCAGAGCAGUAGAGGCUUCAUCGAAUAAACCAACCGCCGAAGAGGAAGCAGAGCUGGUGGCCAGCUUCUCCAACCUUUGUGGCCUGAUCCGGAUCGAGAGUGAAGGUGAUCAUAGCUUCAAGGCCCUAGUGACCACGCGGUCCCUUCAGCAACGGUGUAUGAUAGGCUUCAUGAUUCUCUUCGGUUGUCAGGGCACGGCUACCCUGGUUAUCAACAACUACGGACCGUCGCUAUACAAAUCCCUGGGCUUCAAGACAACCGCCCAGCUCCUGAUCCAAGCCGGCUGGAUCUCGAUCAGCCCAUUCGGCAACCUGAUCAACUCCCUCCUGGUCGACUGCGUAGGCCGCACUCGGCUGCUGAUGGCAGGCUAUAUCGGGGUAAUCAUCGCCCUCGUCGGCGAAUGCAUUUCCGUGAGUAUUUUCCAACGCACUGGAUCGCAGCGCUCCGUCAUCGCAGCGAUCUUCUUCCUCUUCCUACACAUGGCCUGUUUCUCGUCGACAUGCGAUGCGACCUCGUACAUCUACGCCUCUGAGAUCUUUCCAACGCCUGUCCGGGCGAAAGGGCUCGCCGUCUCCAUCUCGGGGCUGUUCGUGGCGACCAUCGUCUUCCUGCAGUGUGCGCCUACCGCGUUUGAUACCAUUGGCUGGAGAUACUACCUGGUCUUUAUUUCCUGCACCGCGGCGGUGUUUGUCUUUGUUUCGUUCUGUUGUCCUGAGACCGGGCGGAAAUCGUUGGAACAAAUUUCCGAUCUUUUUGAUGGCCCUCGCGGGGAGAAGAUGUUUGCGGCUGACAAUACUGAAGACGAGGAGAACAAGGGUGAUUUGCAAGAGAUUGAAGACCGCACUGCUCCGUGA
Molecule: messenger RNA, 1500 nt
Organism: Aspergillus puulaauensis
Lineage: Eukaryota; Fungi; Ascomycota; Eurotiomycetes; Eurotiales; Aspergillaceae
Exons: 5
Coding region: 1-1500 (499 amino acids)
Biological process (GO): carbohydrate transport; transmembrane transport
Cellular component (GO): membrane
Molecular function (GO): carbohydrate:proton symporter activity
Source: RefSeq, a predicted model, not a curated record